This is a messenger RNA of Neurospora tetraspora, 1210 nucleotides long. RefSeq lists its product as uncharacterized. Lineage: Eukaryota; Fungi; Ascomycota; Sordariomycetes; Sordariales; Sordariaceae. The coding region runs from base 154 to 933 and encodes 259 amino acids. The record is from RefSeq and is a predicted model, not a curated record. The transcript is spliced from 2 exons.
CUUCAGCCAAUAAACUCAUCAUGUCCUGGAAUAAAGUCCUCAAUGACUUAUACCACGACAAAUUCCAGGCCGCCCAGUAAUUCCCAAGUUUCCCUCUUUCUCAUCAGUUUGUGAAGCACGAAAAGCCUCAGUUGGAACUCUACAGCAACCCCCAUGGACGCAUCCAACUUCCUAGCUCAUCGGGCACCAACCGAGCUCAUCUACGCCAUAUUUCAAUCCAUAACCUCUGAGCACAUCCAAGGUGCCGUGGCCCUCUCCUUGGCCUGUAGCAGUCUCCGGAAUCACUGGACCACCCACAGAAGCGCCCUUCUAUGGAACCUCUGCGUCGAGCAUGUUCCUCAUGCUCAAGAGGCCUUGCUUGCUGCCCGCAUGACAAGAAAGGUUGCCGAUGCCGAGAUAAGGGGGAGAUUACCCCCUAUGGACAUCUCGCCUGGUGACCUACUGAGUGGUUCUGCCAGCCCAAAGUUAAGCAUGACUCUUUCAGAAUACCAUCAGGUCAGGGACCUGAAUCUCCUGGCACGAAAUCGGGAAGCCAGGCUCCAUCAUUGGCCGUGUCGUGUAUGGAGUUUUCCUAAUGAUAGGCCGCAACAAGCUCGGGGGGAAACAGUUUCACCCGAGGAACCCUGUUCCAUGCCCGAAUGGAGCGAUCGCGUACAUCUUGCCUUAUAUAGGAUGAUGAUACUUGCUGCUGGCCUUGCUGGGGCUUACCACGAACCCACUCUCAAGGCCACGGACCCUGAGGCGGGCAUGUCACUUAUCUUCGCAUGGAUGAGUGCAGUAGUAUACCCAAGGUCUGAUGUGACGUGUUCGGUUUAUUCUGACGACCGCUCGCUUGGGUCGAGAUUCAUAUCGAAGCAUGGAAGGUACAGGACUUUUCCAGAACCAUGUUCACGGGCAGAGUGGCAUGGCAAUGCGUUUAAGGUUAUGGGCUAGGGGAGUUAUUAAUGAAUCAGGUCCAUUCGUAGUAACUUGGGUUGGUGGUCAUCAAGCUUCCUCCUUAUCUGAAUCGAUAAGUGGUCUAGAAUUUUGCAGACUUGGAUCUUGAAUACCUCUAUGACAUGAAGUGUGAAGUCACUGUACAUCUCGAUCCAGUUCUCGGGCCAUGUCACUGUCAAGAAUCCAGGAAAAGAGCGUACCAUCAUCCUAGCCAGCCAUGGACCAUUCGUCAAGGUUGACCUGUCUCGUCAUAUAAACAACACACAGGGUUCAA